Messenger RNA from Mercenaria mercenaria, 705 nucleotides. RefSeq lists its product as uncharacterized. The transcript has 3 exons. Bases 157 to 492 code for a protein of 111 amino acids. NCBI's taxonomy places the organism in Eukaryota, Metazoa, Mollusca, Bivalvia, Venerida, Veneridae. The record is from RefSeq and is a predicted model, not a curated record.
UUCCGUGCAUAUCUGAAUGUCGUCUGCUAAUAAUAAUAUAAUCGUAAUAUGAAUACGUUAUGAAACGUUCAUAUAAAGGCGAUGACAUGUAAAUACAUAUGAACUUUAAAGAAGCUCCCUCUGUUAGAUGUACGUUACAAAUCAUUACAUACGACGAUGCAGCUGGAUAUAUCAACGAUUUCUAUUUUAUUUGCAUCGGUAUCAAGUGUUUUCAGUGUGCCUAAAGAAGGAUGGAGAGAAAUUUCUGUUGGUUUAGAAAGGGCUAAUGGAUCUGCGUUCACAGCGGCAGUCUAUCUUGGUGUUAAAUACAUUAGCAUGUUAAAAGCAUACGAAAAAAUAGAUACAGACCAAGACUCGGGCGACCUCUACUGGGUAUCAUUUUUAGCAGAAUCUAAGGAAGGAGAACAUCAAGAAUGUCAGGGAAAAGUUCUGUGGCCACCUGCCGGUAUUAGGAUAGUUAAAAGUGCAAGUUGUGGACCUGUUACACAGUGAAGAUACACAGAUGUAAAGAUUAACGAUACAUGAAGAUAAUUUUCAUGUGGCGACAAAUUUUGUCUAUAACUAGUGAACUCGAAAGGAACAGUUUAUGAUGUCAUUGAAAUUGCAAAAAGAAUUUUAAAACAUACCUGUAUCUCUGAAAUCAUAGUCGAAAGACAAACUUUGUAAAAUGAUUAAUCAUAAAUUCAUAAUAAAUUUUCAGAAUUG